This is a messenger RNA of Anopheles arabiensis, 676 nucleotides long. RefSeq names its product 60S ribosomal protein L31 (gene RpL31). Gene Ontology annotation, cellular component: cytosolic large ribosomal subunit; ribosome. The record is from RefSeq and is a predicted model, not a curated record. Lineage: Eukaryota; Metazoa; Arthropoda; Insecta; Diptera; Culicidae. Bases 137 to 511 code for a protein of 124 amino acids. The transcript has 3 exons. Gene Ontology annotation, molecular function: structural constituent of ribosome. Gene Ontology annotation, biological process: cytoplasmic translation.
CGCAUGCUGCCUGCCCCAAUGACAGGCCGUGUCAAAUUUCCACGUAAGCGUUCUUUCGUUUCCGGCAUCGACGAGUGCUAGCGGACACAUUUCGGUUAAUUAAAAGAAUUGCUCUUUUAAUUAAACAUCCUCCAAGAUGGUUAAGGCCAAGCGUGAGAAGAAGCCAAAGUCGGCGAUCAAUGAAGUGGUGACACGGGAGUGCACCAUCAACCUGAACCGACGCCUGCACAAGGUCGGCUACAAGAAGCGCUCCCCGCGAGCGAUCAAGAUCGUGCGCAAGUUUGCCGAGAAGGAGAUGGGAACCACGGACGUUCGCAUCGACACCCGCCUGAACAAGGCUAUCUGGCACCGCGGAAUCAGGAAUCCACCUUUCCGCAUACGCGUGCGCCUUUCCCGCCGCCGUAACGACGAUGAGGACUCGCCCAACAAGCUGUACACGCUGGUCACGUACGUUCCGGUGCCCACGUUCAAGGAGCUGCAGACCGAGAACGUCGAAUCGACGGAAGAUUAAGCAGCAGGAGCCUGAGUCUGUAGGUGCGUGGAAUCGACGGAGCUUUGUAAAUAAUCGAAGGCUCGGUUGGCUUCCACGGGUUUUUUUGGACAGUUCGUCGGACGUGUGCGAAUAAAGAAGUGAGCGAAGAAGAGGAAAACAACAGCUAAUCCCACUCUAAAAAAA